Emys orbicularis (European pond turtle) is the source of this 1392-nucleotide messenger RNA. It is a transcript of the gene CREB3L3, whose product is annotated as cAMP responsive element binding protein 3 like 3. The record is from RefSeq and is a predicted model, not a curated record. Gene Ontology annotation, cellular component: nucleus. Gene Ontology annotation, molecular function: DNA-binding transcription factor activity, RNA polymerase II-specific; RNA polymerase II cis-regulatory region sequence-specific DNA binding. The coding region runs from base 1 to 1392 and encodes 463 amino acids. Lineage: Eukaryota; Metazoa; Chordata; Testudines; Emydidae. The transcript is spliced from 9 exons. Gene Ontology annotation, biological process: regulation of transcription by RNA polymerase II.
AUGGCCUCCAGCUGCCAAAUGGGCAGCAUUGACAGCCUGGAGCUGCUGGACCUGCUCUUUGACCGACAGGACGGGGUCCUCCGGAACGUGGAGUUCGGGGGCCACACGGCCGGCUGGCCCGGGCCAGAGCAGAGUCAGCUGCCCGGUGCCCAGGAGAACGAGGAUUUCCUCAGCUCCAUCCUGGGCUCGGGGGACUCCGGCUCCGACUCCCCGAUCUGGUCCCCUGCAGCCAGCGACAGCGGCAUCUCCGAGGACCCGAACUCGGACCAGCUCGACAGCCCCCAGCACUACGUGCCCACAGGCAGCCCGGGGGGCUACUCAGAUGGGGGGCCCGGUGAGCCGGCGUACCCCUACCAGGAGUCCUCCCAGGCCCAGUCCGCUCCCAGCCUGCCUGGGGCUGACCUGCGGGAGGCCGAAGUCUCCAUAGACCUCGACAUGUGGAAUCCUGGUUUUUUCUCGGAGAAGAGUGGCAACUUGCCUGCUCCCACUCAGAUCGCCGCUUCCUGCACCCUGACGGUGAAGGACCUGCUGCUGUCCAACAACUGUGAGAUGCAGCAGCAGCAGCUGAUGACCCCAGUGUUGCUGAGACAAAGUCACGGGCACUGCCAGGAGCUGGUGCUGACAGAGGACGAGAAGAAGCUGCUGGCCAAGGAGGGGGUCGCACUGCCCACCCAGCUGCCCCUCACCAAGUACGAGGAGAGAGUGCUGAAGAAGAUCCGCCGGAAGAUCCGGAAUAAGCAGUCGGCUCAGGAAAGCCGGAAGAAGAAGAAGGAAUAUAUCGACGGGCUGGAGAGCCGGAUGUCGGCCUGCACGGCGCAGAACCAGGAACUGCAAAGAAAAGUGCUGCACCUGGAGAAGCAGAACUCGUCCCUCCUGGAGCAACUGAGGAAACUCCAGACCCUCGUGGUGCAGUCGACUAACAAAGCCGCCCAGACGGGGACCUGCAUCGCGGUGCUGCUGCUCUCCUUCGCCCUGAUCGUCUUCCCCUCCAUCAGCCCCUUUGCCCCCAAUAAAGCGGAGCCGGAAGGUGACUUUGGGCCGGUGAGAGUGUUCUCCAGGUCUCUCCAUAACGCUGCCUCCUCCCGGGUGGCCUAUGCCCUGAUGAAGGACGGCGCCGAGAGCCCCCAGGAGCCGGAGAAUCCCGUGUGGACGGAGUACGCCGGCGAGGCCCAGGGCGAGCCCCGGGGAGUCCUCCGCAAAUUCCUCAGCAGCCAGGCGCUCGCCAGGCCCCGGGCAGAGGCUCCCCAGGCCAACGGGACCGGGGCCCUGCCGCAGGACGGACACUCGGACUUGGAGGGGCUGCGUCACGACGGCCCCAUGGCGGCCUCGCUGGCCUGGACAGAGCCCAGCCAGCCCAGCCAGGUGCGGCUGGAGCCGGCCGAGGAGCUGUGA